GCCAUUCCUCCAUUAAAAUCUCAUAUGGGCAUGUCAGAAACCUGAAUUUUUUUCUUUUUCUUUGCUUCUUCUCCUAAUUAUCUUCUCCUCUUUAAAAAAGAUUAAAGCAAAAAAAGAGAGAAAGAAGACAUUUUUGAAAUAGUGUUGUCUCAAUUCAUGUCCAAAUCUUAAAUUUUUCUUUCUCUAAAAGCCAUAAACACAAAAACCCCAUCUCUGAAAAACCUUCAUUUUGGUCUCAAAAUCAAUCAAAAACCAAAAGAGAAGAGACAGAGACAGAGACAGAGAGAGAAGACAUUUUCAAAGCUCUCCCACGAAGCAAUAAUAUUCUGUCUCAAUUCAUGUCCAAAUCUCAAAUUUUCUUCCUCCAAAAGCCAAACCAGAAAAAUCCCAUCUCUCAAUAACCUUCAUUUUGGUCUCAAAAUCAAUCAAAUCCCAGAAAAGAGAGAAAAAAAAUGAGAGACAUUGUAUCUUGUUUCAGUGAAAACGCAGUGAAUGUGUCACACCCUUCGUGUUCGAGCUACUCAAACGCAGCAGCUUGUAUAACACCGGCCUUGGCUCCCUGCGUUCGAAACGCCGUCGCUUCGUUCCACAGAGUCGUUCUCUCCGACCAAAAACAGGUCUUGGUGAAGGUCACAUGGUGUCGAAACAACUCCGUACAAGGCUUGACAGUAAGUUUCGGCGACGACCCAUUGGCCACCAUGAAGCUCAACAUAAACUCCCGUUUGUUUCGCAAGAAAAAGGGCAGUAAAAUCUUCGACUCACAUGGCUCGAAGAUCGAGCUCUACUGGGAUCUUUCCAACGCCAAGUUCGAAAAUGGGCCCGAGCCCAUUGACGGGUACUACAUCGUGGCCACAUUCGACUCGGAGAUCGGCGUCGUUUUAGGGGACAUGGCCGAGGAUUUCGUCGCCAAAAAGCUCAAAACCAAAAACCCAGUUGCCAAAACCUCUCUCGUCUCCCGCCACGAGCACUGCUCCGGCAACACCCUUUACUCGACCAAGGCUCAGUUCUCCGAAACAGGGGUUUCGCACGAGGUUUUGAUCAAAUGCAGCAGCGAGAACGAGAGGCUGAGACACCCUGUUCUUGUGGUGAGCAUAGAUAAGAAAGUUGUGAUUCGAGUCAAGAGGCUUCAGUGGAAUUUCAGAGGGAAUCAGACCAUUUUCGUUGAUGGGUUGUUGGUUGAUCUGCUUUGGGAUGUCCAUGACUGGUUCUUCAACCCAGCUUCUGGCUAUGCCGUUUUCAUGUUCAGGACCAGAAGUGGAUUGGAUAGCAGGCUUUGGUUGGAGGAGAAGCUAAUGGCUCAGAGUAAAGAUCAUCAAGAAAAGCUUGAGUUCUCUCUUUUGAUCUAUGCAUGUAAGACUUCACAAUGAUUUUUUGUUUUGUUUUUGGGUUCUGAUUUUUCUAAUUCUUUCUAUGUUUGUUUUUUUUUAAUUUUGGCCUUUCUUCUUGGAAGGAAAAUAGAUUACUAAUUCAAUAUUUUUCAUCAUAUUGGAAAGAGAAAAAUAUAAUUCUAAGUUGUAGAGAGAAGAAACUGUGUAAUUGUAGAAGAUUAUUAUUUAUUAGUGAUCAAAUUUGACAAGAUUUUUAUGUUUUAUGAUCAAA
Messenger RNA from Humulus lupulus (European hop), 1599 nucleotides. RefSeq lists its product as uncharacterized. The transcript has a single exon. The record is from RefSeq and is a predicted model, not a curated record. The coding region runs from base 453 to 1367 and encodes 304 amino acids. NCBI's taxonomy places the organism in Eukaryota, Viridiplantae, Streptophyta, Magnoliopsida, Rosales, Cannabaceae.